AAGGGGGAUUUAAAAAAUAAAUAAAAAAUUAUCAUCCCAUUAGACUACUCUCAGUUGGACUGGAACUAUCGAUUCAGGGCGUUCAGCGAACACAGACAGAGCCCUAGGACUUCCACCCUGCCGCCGUCUAUCUCCGCCGCCGCUUCCGUUGCCAAAAUCGGGAAUAUAACCUUCGGCAUAUCUUUUCUUACUUAGGGUUUCAGAACAUUCUGUAAUCUCUCACUCGGAUUCCUAAUCGAAUCCUUGUCCACUCUUUUCUCAGCUGUGCGAGAUUUGAGUGCGUGCAAAUACACAGGAUGGCUUACAUUCAAUACGGCCGAAAGCUUCUCCAGAGCUCUGAUCGUGUACUGCACCAUCCUUUGCUUUUUGCUGGUCAAGGUGUUAGAUACCGAAAGCUGGAAGUCAUUCUCACAACGAAUAUAGACAAGCUUGGAAAAGCAGGUGAGACAGUGAAGGUUGCGCCGGGAUACUUUCGCAACCACCUGAUGCCCAAGUUGCUUGCCCUGCCGAAUAUCGACAAAUUCGCUCAUCUUAUAAGUGAGCAGCGCAAGAUAUAUGAACCGAAGGAAGUCGAAGAGGUUAAAGUAGUUAAAAAGACUGAUGAAGAUCAUAUGAAAGAAUAUCAAACGGCGGCAAAACGUCUCGACAAUGCUAAGCUGGUUCUAAGAAGGCUUGGUAGUGGUGAAAAUGAAUUACGCUCACCUGUGACAAAAGAUGAACUCGUGGCCGAGGUAGCGAGGCAACUUUUUGUGCGAAUUGAACCUGAAAACCUGCAGCUUCCGAAUCCUCUGACCUCUUUGGGAGAGUUUGAGUUGCCGCUCCACUUGCCAAAGUCCAUCCCCUUGCCACCGGGUAAAGUUCAGUGGACUCUCAAUGUCAAAAUCCGGAGGAAGUAAUCAAGACAAGCUUCUUAGCUUGAUGAAUUAUAUGGAUGGAUGUUUCGGUCUUGGCCCACAGUUUGAAAACCCUAAAUGUUUUCACUAUUGCACACAGUUACCCUUGAUUUUGUAUCCUUAGACAAGAAGAGAGGAGGUUAAGAAAAUUUCGCAGGCUUGGAGACACCA
Rhododendron vialii is the source of this 1064-nucleotide messenger RNA. RefSeq lists its product as uncharacterized. The transcript has 5 exons. Gene Ontology annotation, cellular component: ribosome; mitochondrion. Gene Ontology annotation, biological process: translation. Lineage: Eukaryota; Viridiplantae; Streptophyta; Magnoliopsida; Ericales; Ericaceae. Bases 297 to 896 code for a protein of 199 amino acids. Gene Ontology annotation, molecular function: structural constituent of ribosome. The record is from RefSeq and is a predicted model, not a curated record.